Molecule: messenger RNA, 741 nt
Organism: Linum trigynum
Lineage: Eukaryota; Viridiplantae; Streptophyta; Magnoliopsida; Malpighiales; Linaceae
Source: the annotation of a GenBank genome assembly
AUGGAUCUCUCCCUGCAAAUAAUUCCCAUCUCCACCUUCUUCUUCUUCUUCUUAACUAUCAUCGUAAGUUUUCCACUGAUCAAAAGACGAGCACGAGCUCAUAAAAAGACUGGCCACCGGCGCAGCCUGGCGCCAUCAGCGGGGCGGAAGCUCCCCGUGAUAGGCCACCUCCACCACUUCCUCACGACCCGGCAGCUCCCCCACCGUCUCCUCCGGGAGCUCUCCCGGCGACACGGCGACGUGAUGAGCCUCGACCUCGGGGAGAUACCCCACGUGGUGAUAUCGUCGGCGGCGGCCGCCAUGGAGGUGAUGCGAACCCACGACGUUAAGUUCGCGCAGCGUCCCCCGCACCCUCACCAGGCAAAGGUCAUGUACGGCGGGGUCAACCUCAUCCAGGCCCCCUACGGCGACUACUGGCGCCAGCUCCGCCGCAUCGCCACGCUCGAGCUCCUCACCGCCAAGCGCGUGGACUCCCUGCGUCGGGUCAGGGAGUCCGAGGUCCUGGCCCUGGUGAGGUCUGUGGUGGCGGCUGGGACAGGAACCACCACCGUCAACCUGACCAGGAUGUUGUACGACUUUAAUAUCCCUGGCGACGUUCGGGGACGUGUCGGAGGAGCAAGAGGAGUUCACCAAGGCAGCGGAGAAGCUGGUGGAGUACGCCGGAGGGUUCAAGGUUUCCUACUUGUUCCCGUCGAGCGGGCUGGUGCAGAAGCUGUUUGGCACGGAGGAGCUGCUGAAUAG